CCGCACCUCCUCCGGCUCUGCAGUGGUGGCGGCGGCGGGGAGACGAGCCCGGAGCUCCUGCGGGGUCGGGCCGGAGCCGGGGUCGGGGCAGCGGCGAGGACCCCCCCGGAGGCGGGGCCUGCGGGAGCGCGAUGGGCGUGGAGAUCGAGACCAUUUCCCCGGGAGACGGAAGGACUUUCCCCAAGAAGGGCCAGACAUGCGUGGUACACUACACAGGAAUGCUCCAAAAUGGGAAGAAAUUUGAUUCAUCCAGAGACAGAAACAAACCUUUCAAGUUCAGAAUUGGCAAGCAGGAAGUUAUUAAAGGUUUUGAAGAGGGUGCAGCCCAGAUGAGCUUGGGGCAGAGGGCGAAGCUGACCUGCACUCCUGAUGUGGCGUAUGGAGUCACGGGCCAUCCUGGUGUCAUCCCUCCAAAUGCUACCCUCAUCUUUGACGUGGAGCUGCUCAACUUAGAGUGAAGGCGGGAAGGAAGUCGAGGUGGCUGGACAUGGCUGCUGCUCACCUUCCUAGCCGGCUCUGCCACUGGGAAGGCUCCUCCCGCAUGGGGCUCUUGAUCAGUGUGCACUGUUCUACACAGCCAUUCUCUGCCAAGUUGCUCUGUAUUGUUUGUCAUUGUUCAUGUGCAUCUUUGCUUGAGAAAACUUUGAUUGCAGAUCAAAUAAUGUCAGGUUGUGCAUUUAGUGUGAUGCAUGUAAGUAGCCAUUUCUGACCACAGAUUUGUUUGCACAAUCUAAAAUGCCUUACCUUCACUUAAGCCAGAUACACAAGGUGCUCAGACAUGCAAUGUACAUGGUAUAGACAGAGGGACUUGAGCCAGUUACCUUUGCUGUCACUUCCUCUGAUAAAUUUUGUUGGCUGCUCACUUAAAGUCCUCUUUAGAGCUGUGUAAAAUAAAGACUCUGUGCUUG
Messenger RNA from Dipodomys ordii (Ord's kangaroo rat), 908 nucleotides. RefSeq names its product FK506 binding protein 1B, 12.6 kDa (gene Fkbp1b). Bases 132 to 458 code for a protein of 108 amino acids. Gene Ontology annotation, cellular component: sarcoplasmic reticulum membrane. Lineage: Eukaryota; Metazoa; Chordata; Mammalia; Rodentia; Heteromyidae. The record is from RefSeq and is a predicted model, not a curated record. The transcript is spliced from 4 exons. Gene Ontology annotation, biological process: regulation of cardiac muscle contraction by regulation of the release of sequestered calcium ion. Gene Ontology annotation, molecular function: peptidyl-prolyl cis-trans isomerase activity.